Oncorhynchus mykiss (rainbow trout) is the source of this 3008-nucleotide messenger RNA. NCBI's taxonomy places the organism in Eukaryota, Metazoa, Chordata, Actinopteri, Salmoniformes, Salmonidae. The record is from RefSeq and is a predicted model, not a curated record.
CAGGGGGAAAACAUGUAUCGAUGUAUCAAAAUAUAUGAUCAUACACCGGGAAUGUGAUAAACAUGUACAGUAAUAUACAUAUAUUCAAUUUGGACAUUUUGAAACUAUAAAAAAAUGUUUUGCCUCCUGAGCAGCAGUGUGCGGAUUUCUGUUUUCCAUUGAUAUUUAGCAAAAAAAAAUAUUUUCAGGGGCUUAGCAUUAAUUUUCAGGAACUCGCUCAAAUGGAGACUUCUGUUUACAAAAGCGUUCAACGAAACGUCAUCAUAUAUAAUGAUAUGCUCUCCACCAAUCAAACGUUUACGUUGUGUGAACACGAAGUGUCACCAGAACAAGGAAUGAAGCUGUGAAGGGAAGGUGUACAACAGUUGAUGUCACAGCCUCUCGGACCAGGACCAGCAUGACAAGACAUAUCUCUGUUUCUGACAGAAAAUAGGAGAAGAGGCUUUGAGGGUUAUGUGCCACUCAUAUUACUGAGCGAUACCAUAUCUGGACAUUAUGGAGCUUGUAGUGGCCAAGGUCCUUUGCCUUCUGGGAGUGUUUUCCCUCAUGUUGGCUGGGAUUCUUCUCCCAGUGCGACUCAUGAUUCAGGUGGACUUUGAAAAAGCCCCAAGGUACAGGAAGGCUCUUGCACUCUGCAAUUCUUUUGGAGGGGGUGUAUUUCUGGCCACUUGCUUCAAUGCUCUUUUGCCUGCCGUACGAGACAAGGUGGAUGAGGUCCUUAAACUGGUGAAUAUCACCACAGACUACCCACUGGCAGAGACCAUGAUGAUGCUGGGCUUCUUCCUCACAGUCUUCGUGGAGCAGGCAGUGCUCACCUUCAAGAAGGAGAAGCCAUCUUUCAUUGACCUGGAAACUUUCAACGCAAGGAGCUCAGAGGCUGGUAGCGACUCUGAGUACGACGCUCCAUUCAUCUCCCCCACCCGGGGCUCCCCUGUGAGCCGCCACCACCACGGGCAUCACCAUGGACACCUCAGCCCCACCGAGCUGGCCAGAGCUGGGCCUCUACGGCUGGCCAGCCUGGUCCUGGCUCUCUCUGCCCAUUCUGUGUUUGAGGGACUGGCGCUGGGCCUCCAGGAGGACGGGGCCAAGCUUGGAAGCCUCUUCCUGGGGGUGGGCAUCCACGAGACCCUGGCUGCCGUGGCUCUGGGGGUGAGUGUUGCCAAAGCUUCUUUGCCCAUGAGGGAUGCCAUCAAACUGGGUGUGACGGUCAGCCUCAUGAUACCCAUUGGCAUCGGACUGGGCAUGUGCAUCAAUAGUGCCCAGAACCUGGCAGGCAGUAUUGCAUCGGUGGUGCUCCAAGGCCUGGCUGCUGGUACUUUCCUCUUUGUCACCUUCUUUGAGAUCCUGUCUCGGGAGCUGGAGGAUAAACAUGACAGACUGCUUAAGGUGCUCUUUCUCAUACUGGGCUAUGGAGUUCUAGCAGGCCUAAUGUUCAUCAAAUGGUGAUGGAAGGAAGAAGCCUUUUAAUGCAAUCAGUUGUCUGAUUAUCACACUGACCACAAUUUGUAUUGUGUGCACAUAGGCACUACCAAAGUAAAUGUUUUUUAUUUGGUAAAGGGGAACAGUAAAUCAAGUAUCGUAGUUUUUUUCUUUGCACUGGAACAUGUUUGCUUACCAAGUCAGGCUAUGUUACUGUGUUAGUUUCUGCCAUAGGGAAUACAUGCUCCUGACAUUGAUUAGUAAUGGUAAAGCUAGUCACUUUGAUAGUAUAUGUUUCCAGAGACCGGAUGAAAACGGAUGUCGAGAGAUCCGGAAAACAAAUUUAUAGCAUCUAUAGUAAAGACUCAUUUUGGUAGUGAAGUGAACGACUUGUAACAUAAAGGAAACCUUUAUUGAAGAAAAUGUGCUACGUGCCGUGAUAUGUAACUGAUAUUAACAUAUUGAUGUUUGUGGUUGAAGGAUAUAAUGGUGGUUAGUAUGAAGUGGUUCAUUUUGUCUCCUGUCUGGUCUAUGUACCUGCUGUUUCCAUGAUCAGUAAGCUAUGUGUUCAAAUAUGUGCAUAUUUCAAUGUACCAUUGUCAAAUGUAAACAGUUUCGAUUUGUUUUUGUCUGUUGGGGUAAGUGUUUCCUAGAAUGAAUAGCCCAAUAAGGAGUUCCUAAUUGUGUAAUUUUUGUUGCAUACUUUAGCCUUUUUACAAUUAUUACCCUAACUCCCUAAUCAAAUAAGAAUCAAUUCACUGGAAACCGUUUGUGUAGCCUGGUGUAUGGUCCUGAUAUUUGUCACGUUGAGAUUAUAUCAAUGGUUUCCUUUUCAAGAUGUUAUUUUUAGGUUUAUGUUAACAGGGAGUCACAUUGAGACCCAUGUCUCUCUAUAUGAAUUAUGGGGUACAGAUAUGAUAUCAGCAGUAGAGGCUGUCUGUUUUUUAUUUGUCUUUUCCACAGUUAGUUUUGACAGAUCAUUUUACACAGCUUAGAGGAAUUCCAUUUUCACCUAAAUACAUUUUAUUUUUAUUUAUUUUUUUAUUUUUUUUACUUGUGAAAAAUGUUUUGCUCCUGAUGUGAAUGUGUAGAACUUAACAUGUUUUGCAGAAGACACUUACUGGAGGAAGCCUACUGUAAAAGGUACAUUUGUAAAGCUCAACCCUUAUUGUGCUCCCUAAAAUCUACAUAAGAUCAAUUGUUCAAAUGUAUUGUAGGGCACAGUUAUACAUUGAAUGUGUCCAUAUCAAUUUGUGCUUUUAGGGUCUUAAAACAAAAGGAAACUUUCAUUAUUGUGAAAAUAGUUUUAAUGCAAAAAAUAUAUAUUCAGUGGCAACCAGCUUUCCUUUAUAUAAUGAACAGUGAAAUGCAAAUAAGUUAUGACUUCUAUUACAACAUGGGGUUGGUGAUGGUUAAAUACUUUAUUUAUAUUAGAUAAUAGCAGCCCUUCAAUGAAAACUGUUUGCAAUGUUGUGACAAAUGUUUAACGCAAACUAUUUUUAUAUAUAUUCUGUGUAUUACAUGUUUUGGCAGUGAGGUUUUCCAUUUUAAUUUGAUUGAAUUGAGCAUUAAAGAAAACCUUACUCACA